Peronospora farinosa is the source of this 2598-nucleotide messenger RNA. NCBI's taxonomy places the organism in Eukaryota, Oomycota, Peronosporomycetes, Peronosporales, Peronosporaceae. The record is from the annotation of a GenBank genome assembly.
AUGUCACUAUUCUCUGCCAUGGCUGACGAAGGCAACGUGUGGGGCCAGGGCUCGUCACUUUUUAACAUCUCAAGUCCACUUAAUGAUCUGCUAGAGAAGGACGAUUUUACACUUGAACAAGUCCUUCAGGAGGAUGAACUUGUACAGGAAGUCAAGACACGCAAUACGAAACUCAUUGACUUUCUCUCACAGGAAAAUAUCGUACAUCAACUUGUGGAAUAUGUUGUACGAUCACCUGAGGACAAAUCUGAUGAUUUGCGUACACUAAAGUAUCCGUACAUGUCGUGUGAAGUCAUUUGCUGUGAUAUUUCGAGCAUUACGGACACGUUAGUGACUGCAUCGGACGGGAAAAUUGUGGAUGCACUUUUUGAGUUUUUGUACAAGCUGGACGAGCUAUUGGACCCACGUCUGGCUGGAUACUUUGAGAAAAUUGUCAUGAUGCUCAUGGUCCGUAAACCACAGGAGAUGACGACGUUGCUUAAUAAGAAUUCGGACAAGUUGCUUGCGGGAUUUGCGCACCAUGUGGCCAAUUUUUCUGUUGCAGAGCUGCUUAAACGAUUGCUGCAGCCUUAUCAGGCCGACUAUAUGGACGACUGUAUGGAUUUUCCUGGCAUGUCGAUGGGGUUUCCACCUUCAAACUCUUGGUAUGGAGGCGAAGAUGAGGAGGGAUUGAGUGAAAGUGAAACUCCCACGGCAUCAAAGGAAAAGACGCUGACAUGGCAAUCGGAGCCGACGGUUGUGGAUCUCCUGAUGAAGACACUGGAAGAUAUAAAGGUGGAUAGUGACGCUCACAAGCAUGCGUCGGAAGUGCUGGUGGACAUUAUUCACUGUGGAACCCGUGCGCAACAGACGGAUCCGGCUUCGCCUGCGAGUUCGAGUGCACCUGUAUCGUUUGCACUGUUGGAACAUUUGGAGACGAAGGAAAUUGCUGAUAAGUUGGUUGCGUUGGCUGUGCCUAUGCAUGGUGCCGCUGACUCGAGUGUGUCGUCAAUGUCAGGUGCAAUUUCUGUACUAAGUGCGCUCCUAUCGCGUGCUACAAAUGCGCAGUACUCCGCGGCGGACGAGGUUCCACCCGUGGUGGCAUGCACUGUAGAGCGUCUGCCGCAAAUAUGCACGAUUCUUCAGGGAGACGGGGUUGAUGCCGGUAUUAUUCGUAAUCAGCGUCACCAGGAGGUCCCGCGCCUGGGACUGCGUCGAUUGAAGAUGGUUGGACUCAUUGUGCUACUGAUGCAGUCCAAAUACCAGAAGGUGGAUAGCGCACUGCUUGAGCAGCAAGCUAUCGGUAUUUGCCUGGACUUAUUCUUCAAAUUCGAAUUGGUAAACAUGCUCCACGCAGACAUCGAGAGCAUGAUAAUUGGCAUUUUAGAAAGUGGUAGCCACGAUUUGCUGGUAGGAUUAGUGAAGGAAGCGCGUUUGCUGUCGCGCAUCAUUGAGGCGCACGAGAAGAACAAAGAAGCUACAGCUGUCGCCAAGGGCUUUUCACUUGGAUACGUAGGCCACCUUCACCGAAUUUGCAACACGCUAAUGACGAUGCUGGAGGAUAUGCGUGGUAGCACAAACGAAGAGGGAUCUUUAAACGAGAUGCGGCAUGCAGAUACGGUGCUGGAAGUUUUUGAAGAGGACGAAGGCACGUGGAAAAGAUGGGAGGAACUAUCGAGCAAAGUGCUUGCCCCCAUUUAUGAACGUGAACGUAUGCCUCUGGGUGGCGUCACGGUUUCACAGGGAGGUGAAGACCCAUACUCGGUUAUGGGUUUUAACCAGAAUGACGACCUUUUGAACGCACAAUUUGCAGAGAUGUUAGGUGCCUCGGGCUUUGGCUCCGACCCCAAUGGCUUUGAUACGGACUUUGACGUUAAGGACACUGACACACCUAUGCUGCCAGAAAUCAUGAACGACAGCAGCAGUAGCGAGGAAGAAGAUGAGGAGGAGCUUGCACGGCAAGAAAGUGCUCCUAAGGAUAGUGAGGGCGGCGUGGGCGUCGAUCGAUGGGCAAGUUUUGAGUCGGGCGGCAGCUGGGCCAAGUUUGAGGGCACUUUUGAGGAUAUUCCAUUUGAGCCCAUUCCGGGCAUGGAAAACGACGGGUUUAAUGAUGAUGAGCCUGUGCCACCUGUUGUAACCACGGCAGAUUUAGCUGUGAACCAUCGAGGCGCCGCAGCCGCCGCGGAGCCUACUAAGGUCGCUGCUAUUCCUGCCACGGAGAAAACGACAACAGAUAAGAUGCCGGUGGAGACAACCUUGGAGACUCCUGCGACGACGGAAUCUACGCCCUCGGUGGAGACAACCUUGGAGACUCCUGCGGCGACGGAAUCUGCGCCCACGGUGGAGACAACCUUGGAGACUCCUGCGGCGACAGAAUCUGCGCCCACGGUGGAGACAACUUUGGAGACUCCUGCGGCGACAGAAUCUGCGCCCACGGUGGAGACAACUUUGGAGACUCCUGCGACGACGGAACCUACGACCACGGUGGACACAGAGACAGAGACAAAAACCCAGACUGCGACGGACGCUAGCAGUUUGGAGGAAUCACCCAGUGCAGAGGCAGAGACAGAGGUAAAAGAAAUUUCAGCGGAUGCUGCUGCACCGGAGGCGCAGGCGUGA